Glycine soja is the source of this 4462-nucleotide messenger RNA. RefSeq names its product putative E3 ubiquitin-protein ligase LIN-1. Bases 88 to 4242 code for a protein of 1384 amino acids. The transcript has 15 exons. Gene Ontology annotation, biological process: protein ubiquitination. Gene Ontology annotation, molecular function: protein binding; ubiquitin-protein transferase activity. The record is from RefSeq and is a predicted model, not a curated record. Lineage: Eukaryota; Viridiplantae; Streptophyta; Magnoliopsida; Fabales; Fabaceae.
AGGUUCCAUUUGAUUCAAAACUCAGUAAUUUUUUGCAGUGAAAUACAAGGGUCACAUUGGUAAAGUAAAGCAUUUUUAUACUAAAACAUGGCAAGAGCAAAACAAGGGUCACAUUGGUCAUUUCAGAAACUGCCGUCCGAGUCUUCUAAUUCCGGCAAGUUGAAUCCAAUCACCGUAACUUCAUAUUCAUAUACCCCCCGAACGGACCAAAGUUUCACUCACUCUCCCGCCACCAUGACCACCGUAACGGUCACGACUCGAGCUCAGAUCCUCCGCCACACCGCCGCAUUCACCUCCUCCGUCCUCUCGCAAUCCGAACUCCGGCGCCGCCUCAUCGCCACUCUCCUCCGCGACACCCCACUCUCCGACCAAAAACACCUAAACCUCGCCGCAGACACUCUAGAGAGCGCGAUCUCGUUCUCGAGCCCCCCCACCCGCUCCUCGUCCCUCUCUCUCGCCGAGAAGCUCCUCCUCCCUCUCCCGGACUUCCCCCUCUCCUCGCUCCUCCUUUCUCUCAUCCACGCCCUUCGUAGUCGCCCUACCGAAUCCGCCGUUAGCCUCCUCCGAAUAUUCCACUCCAACAAUAACGCUUCCCUCGCUCGUUCCGAAAUCGCUCCUGCGCUCUACGAGUGCCUUUUCUCUCUCCACCUCUUCCCCGUCUUCCGCUGGUUCGAUGACCAGAGGACGCGGAUUCUCUCCUCGAGCCGUAACGAUGACGAUUACAUUUAUUCGGUAACUUCGGAGGAGUACUCCGUGUUGCUGCCUUGCGCGAAGGUGUUGUCGAAGAUGAGCGAGGAGCAGGCCGCGAAGCUCAGGGAGGUGGAGAGAGAGUACGAAGAUGUUCUCAACCAGAACUGCAUGGUUCUCGCCGAGUAUUUCAAAGAGGUUUUGGUCAACGAAAACGGUGACGCUGCUGUGGUCAGUCCACCGUCGUUGGUACUUAAGAGCGCCGCUGAAGAUGGCCACGGCGGCGGGGAGAUCAGAAAGGAGGAGAUGAUGCAAAUGAACGUGUUGGAGAACGGACGGUAUAAUAAUCCAAUAUGGUCCGAAAGGGAAGCAUCUAUUGAAUUUUUGAGCCCCAGUACCAGCAGCAGAUCUUCCCAAGCGCCAUUUUAUCCUCAAAGAGUCUUGUCCAGAAUCCUCAAGCCCCAAAAAGCUUCAAAAACUUGGACAACGCCAGUCUAUUUAAACUCAACCGCUGAUACUGAUUUUUCUUUAGAUGAGAGUUUGCUUAGUUCUUCUUCAGAUUCUGAGGCAGAAAAUGACGAGGAAAAGGACAAAACUGUUGCAUUGUUGGAGCCUCGACAAAGCCAAAUUAAGGAACAAAUGCCAACUAUCUUCAAACAAUCAAGAGGUUCCCCAGAUUAUCCAAUGGCAGACUUGGAUACCCCGCUGCAUGGAAUUGGGAAGCAUGCACAUCCCAAGGACUUUGUCUGUCCAAUAACAAGUUACAUAUUUGAUGAUCCAGUGACUCUUGAGACUGGUCAGACAUAUGAACGUAAAGCUAUCGAGGAAUGGUUCAAUAGAGGAAACUUAACCUGUCCCAUCACACGCCAGAAGCUGCAAAACACCCAGCUACCCAAAACAAAUUACGUGCUCAAACGACUAAUUGCGAGCUGGAAAGAUCGCAACCCCCAUUUGGUCCCACCAUCGUAUGAGAUUCCGUACGAAGAAACCGAGGAAGCUGUGAAGCUAACAAUCCCUUCAACUUCUCCUAAUAGCGUUAUAACGCAAGCCACGGUAGAUGGGAUGAUGAGUGAGUUACGCUGUGCAAUCAAUAACCUUUAUAUGUCAGAGGUUCUCCAGGAAUCUGAAAUGGCCGUGCUUCAAAUUGAAAAGUUCUGGAGAGGAGUGAAUGUGGGAGUGGAUAUACAUAGCAUGCUAUCGAAACCUGCGAUAAUCAAUGGAUUUAUGGAGAUCCUUUUCAAUUCUGUUGAGCCCCAGGUGCUUCAAGCAUCAGUUUUCCUUUUGGCGGAGAUGGGGUCCAGAGACAAUGCUGUUAUUAAGACUCUCACACGUGUGGACUCUGACGUGGAAUGUAUCAUGGCUCUUUUCAAGAACGGGUUGACAGAGGCUGUUGUGCUGUUGUAUCUGCUAAACCCUUCCACUGUGAAUCUUGCAGAGAUGGCAAUAGUGGAGUCUCUAAUAACAGUUUUCAAUAAGAAAGAGGAAGACUUGGUUAAGAUGUGUUUGAAGCCCAAAACAGCUGCAGUGCUUUUACUUGCACGGAUUAUUGGAAGCAGUGAAGAGAUAAUUUCAUCUUCGGUUGUCAAUACCCUUUUCUCUGAAAAAGCAAUAGGAACUAUUGUCGGCAGUUUGGGAGCUAACUUGGCAAAGGAGAGGAUUGCUGCAGUGGAGAUCUUGUUGAGAUGCAUGGAAGAAGAUGGCACUAGCAGGAACAACAUUGCUGAUAAAGCAGAGCUGACACCUCUUUUGGAAACCUUAAUCGGUGCAACUGAUGGAGAUCGAUUUAAGAUUAUUCAGUUUUUCUCUGAGUUAGUCAAAUUAAAUAGGCGGACAUUCAAUGAACAAAUCCUCCACAUUAUAAAGGAAGAAGGACCUUUUAGUACAAUGCAUACUCUUCUUAUUUAUUUGCAGACAGCCCUUCAAGAUCAAUGUCCAGUUAUGGCUGGCCUCUUACUCCAACUCGAUCUUCUGGUUGAGCCAAGAAAAAUGAGCAUAUACCGGGAAGAGGCUAUGGAUACUCUUAUUUCAUGCCUGAGAAACGCAGAUUUCCCCGUUACCCAAUUAGCAGCUGCUGAUACAGUUAUUUCACUGCAAGGGAGUUUUGACUUCUCUGGAAACCCUCUAACCAGAGAAGUCCUUCUUAAACGUGCAGGUAUCGAGAAAAGUUCCAGAAGUCUUGUACAGGUGAAUCAGAUCAGCAACUUCAGCCCAGAAAUAGAUAUAACUCCAGAAGAAGAGAAGGCAGCUGAUGAUUGGGAAAGAAGAAUUGCAUCUGUUCUAGUUAGCCAUGAGUUUGGCACUCUUUUCGAGGCUUUAGCAGAUGGCAUGAAGAGCCGAAAUCCAGAACUACGAUCAGCAUGCUUUAUAUCAGCUACAUGGCUCAUAUACAUGUUGACCAUUCUACCAGAUACAGGGAUACAAGUAGCAGCUCGAGCCUGCUUGCUGAAGCAGUUCAUAGCUAAAUUAAAUUCUACUAAGGAUGUAGAAGACAGAAUCCUUUCUAUGCUUGCUCUCAAUAGCUUUCUUCAUUUCUCUGACGGCUUAGGUGAUCUAACUUCCUACACUAAGGAUAUCAUAAAAGGGUUGAGAGAGCUAAAGAGAUCCUAUCCUCUAGCAACUAAAAUGCUAAAGGUUCUGGUUGAAGAAAAUGAAUCUAAAGCGGACAUUUGGAUACAUACACAGCUCAUAAAAGAAGACUGUAGCGAGAAUGGAGAGGUUCUGUCUGUCAUUUGCUUUAAGGAUAAAUUUUUUUCUGGACAUACAGAUGGCACUAUUAAGGUCUGGACAUUAAAGGAUAACUUAUUCUAUCUGUUGCAAGAGAUCCAAGAACAUACUAAGGCUGUGACAAACUUGGUGAUUUUAGAAUCUGAUGACAGACUAUACAGUGGUUCACUUGACCGAACUGCAAAGGUCUGGUCUAUUGGAAAGGCAGCAAUACAUUGUGUGCAGGUGCAUGAUAUGAAGGACCAGAUUCAUAAUUUAGUUGUAACCAAUAGCUUAGCUUGUUUCAUUCCGCAGGGGACUGGUGUCAAGGUUCAGUCAUUGAAUGGAGAAUCAAAGUUGUUAAAUUCUAGUAAAUAUGUGAAGUGCUUGGCUCAUGUUCAUGGGAAAUUAUACUGUGGAUGCCAUGACAGUAGUGUUCAGGAGAUACAUUUGGCCACUGGAACAGUUAACACUAUUCAAAGUGGUUAUAAAAGAUUACUUGGGAAAGCAAAUCCUAUUCGUGCACUGCAAAUUCAUGGUGAACUUGUAUAUGCAGCUGGCUCUAACUUGGAUGGAUCCGCUAUAAAGAUAUGGAACAAUUCCAAUUACAGUAUGGUUGGAUCUCUACAAACUGGAUCUGAUGUGCGGGCCAUGGCAGUGAGCUCAGAAUUGAUUUAUUUGGGGUGCAAAGGAGGUACAUUGGAAAUUUGGGAUAAGAAAAAACACAAUAGAGUUGACACGUUGCAAAUGGGUACGAAUUGUAGGGUUAAUUGCAUGGCUCUAGACGGCAAUGGAGAAGUUUUGGUAAUUGGAACUUCAGAUGGACAGAUUCAGGCUUGGGGAAUGAAUUAAAAGAAGAUGCUGAAAGUGCAGCGGUACAGGAAGACAUAGAUGAAACUUACCUUGACAUUUGACAAUAUUACAUUCAUUAAACCUUAAAAAUACUUUCAUUUUUUAGGUUCCUUGUGAGCUGUAUAUAGCUCAAACUUUAUACAUCCAAGUGCCUUGUACAUAGAUUAACUCGUACAUAUAUUGCUAUAUCAUAUGCAUGAGAUUGUCUUUUUAAUUUUUA